AUGAAAUUUAUAGCCGGUGAGUUUCAAAUAAUUAUUUCUAUAUUCUUUUAUACUGAUACUUUAUUAAUAUUUUAUAGAUAUAUUGGCAAUGUAUUUAUGACAACUAAUUUAUCAAAAGAAGAAAUGCUAAAAGAACUUGAAGAAAUAAUGAAAACAGAUCCAAACAUUAAAACUACUAUUACGAUAAAUCAAUCAUUAGAAUAUCUUGAUGCUAGUAUUGAAAAUAAUAAUGGAAACUUAAAAACAACUAUUUAUCAUAAAUCAGCUUGUGAACCCUAUAUUCUACCUUAUAAAUCUGACCAUCCACGAUCUAUUCAUGCCAAUAUAAUUUAUACAAUAUUAGUUCGAGUAGCACGUAUCUGUUCAACUGUGGAAGAUUUUGAUAUGGAACUAUUAAGUGUAAAAAUGAUAUUAUUUGUUAAUGGUUAUCCACCAAAAUUUAUACAACAUCAUUUAAAAAACUUCUUUGUUAAACAUGAUGCUAUGAAGAUAUGGACUGAACCAGACAAUGCAACAUAUUAA
Messenger RNA from Rotaria sordida, 522 nucleotides. The record is from the annotation of a GenBank genome assembly. NCBI's taxonomy places the organism in Eukaryota, Metazoa, Rotifera, Eurotatoria, Philodinida, Philodinidae.